Lactuca saligna is the source of this 600-nucleotide messenger RNA. The record is from the annotation of a GenBank genome assembly. NCBI's taxonomy places the organism in Eukaryota, Viridiplantae, Streptophyta, Magnoliopsida, Asterales, Asteraceae.
AUGUUGUUCGAUCACUCCGUAGCUACCAAGGAAUUCAUGAUUGGCGAGCAUAAAUGGAAGGAUUAUCUAAAGUGGGUAAGAUGGGGAGACCAAGUCGAUUCUCAUGAAGAAUGUGUUGCAUGGGUUAGAAUUACGGGACUCCCACUACACCUGUGGGGGCAGUGUAAUUUUGGGAAUAUCAUAGAUAUGUUUGGGAAGACGAUCGCACCAUUUGAAGACAUUCCCUACAGAGUGGAUCUGUCUCAUGCUAAGAUUGGACUACUAACCUCCACGAGGGCUCGAAUUAACGAUGAAAUUCACGCGUCGUUUGAAGGAAAAGUCUUUAAACUGGGCAUCAUUGAAUUUGACGAAGAUUGGUUCCCAUUCAGAUUCGACCCACCUGAAGACGGUAACGAAAAGAUGGUUGUAGACGAUCAGAUGUCAGCGAAAAAUGAUGAAAGGGAAGAUGGGGAGAUAUGGCCGGAAACCAAUGAAUUGGAUGAUCAAGAGCCGGGAAAAACUAGGGUUCCGGCGAGUGAACCUAACAGGAUGGAGAUGGAAGACGAAGAGACUCAUUGUGCUGCGGCGAUUGUAACGAAAAACAUCGAGGGAGGCAGCUGA